This is a messenger RNA of Cercopithifilaria johnstoni, 456 nucleotides long. Lineage: Eukaryota; Metazoa; Nematoda; Chromadorea; Rhabditida; Onchocercidae. The record is from the annotation of a GenBank genome assembly.
AUGUUGCUUUCACCAGCAAUGCUGCCACAUUUGAAUGCAGCGUUUAGAAAUGGUAGUACAGGAACAAUUGAUACCGAAUCUGAUCAAGCACUUACUACUUCUGGUAAUAUUCAAAAACGGAUUCAGUAUGGUUUAGUGAGUGAUUUAUCAGGCAGUGGCUUAUCAGCGAUAGCUAAUUCGGGUGAUAUCACAAAUGCAGUAAAUGCUGGUAAUAGUAGUACGGUGGAUCAGACUGAUCUUAUCGAAGCUAUUACAUUCGCAUCACUUUAUGGUUUCCAGGCGGUACCAAUUCGUAUCAAAAUUUUAUUACACCGUGCAUUAUCUACAUUGACAAGAAAACGAGCUGAGGCAAUCAUUCGACGUACUGGUUGGAAGAUAGAUGAUUUCGAGAGAGGAUUUAUCCAAGAAGUAAGUAUUUGGAUUCAAUUCGUAACUGAUUGUCAAAAUAACAUAUGA